This is a messenger RNA of Hevea brasiliensis (rubber tree), 2488 nucleotides long. RefSeq names its product ATP-dependent RNA helicase DBP3. NCBI's taxonomy places the organism in Eukaryota, Viridiplantae, Streptophyta, Magnoliopsida, Malpighiales, Euphorbiaceae. The coding region runs from base 110 to 1834 and encodes 574 amino acids. The record is from RefSeq and is a predicted model, not a curated record. Gene Ontology annotation, molecular function: ATP binding; mRNA binding. The transcript has 7 exons. Gene Ontology annotation, biological process: P-body assembly; cytoplasmic stress granule assembly. Gene Ontology annotation, cellular component: cytoplasmic stress granule; P-body.
AUGUGAUCCCACACAAAGCACGAAAAGCUGAGAAACCGCCGACCUCAGGGUUCAAGAGAACUCUUCUCUGCCUCUCUUUGUCUGUACAUAUUGGAAGAUAACACAAAAAAUGGCGAAAGGGGAUGAUGCAGUGAUGAGAAAGAAGAACAAAGCAAAAAGAAAGAAACUGAAUGGAGAAAACUCUAAUGUUUCAUCUCGGGUUGCUUCCAUUAUCGCCGCCAAGAAGCGCCGCCAGUCUGGUAAACGCCGAAUCUGUCAGGGAAUGUGUUUCAGCCUUCCUACUCCUGAUGAUCCAUUCAAUGAGCGGCAUGGUAAAAUGGAUUUUAAAGUAAAAGAUAAGAAAAAGAUUGUUCCAGCCCAAGUGAGUAGGGGAGUAUUUGCUAGGGGAAAGAAUGCUCAUCUGAGUAAAGACACCCUUUGUAGGAAUAAUAGAGAGAUAGAUCAUCUAGAACAGAAAAAUGAGAAGCUUUUGCAUCUGAGAAGUGAAAUAAAAAAUCCAAUCAUUUCAAAUGAUAAUUUAGGUCACAAAAACCCUGUUGAUAGUGAAACCACCAAGAUUCAACUGAAUCGGAAAGAUUGUAAUCAUCAACGACAGGAUUGCGGAAACUCAGAUUGCCCAUCGAAGUUUUUUGCGUUGUGCUUGAAUGCAAUAGAGAAAGCAUUGCAUCUUGGCGAUGCCUAUAAUAAUGAAGACAAACCUUUGUUCGUUAACCCUUGGGGACUUGAAUUUUUGAAAUGCUAUUCAACUGGGAAAGAUAUACUGGACACAAGCGGAUCUUCUUGUACAAUUGAGCAAAUUGCAUGGAUGGUUUCUGUUGCUGCUGAUACUAUUGCAAGCAAAGAGAAAGAAGGUCUAUGGUUUGCUAGUCCAUUUCUUCUAUUCCUUGUACCAUCCCAAGAAAAAGCUACCAAGGUACGUCUAGUUUGCAAACCGUUAAAAGAUCUUGGUAUACAUACUGUGAGUUUACAUCCGGGUGCCACUUUGGAUCAUCAGAUUCGUGGUCUGAAGAGUUGUGAACCUGAGUUUCUUGUGUCCACACCCGAGAGGCUUGUGGAGCUUCUUUCCUUGAAGGCCAUUGAUAUAUCUGGGGUCUCCUUCUUGGUUGUUGAUGGAUUGGAUUGUCUUCAUCAAGAUGGUUACCUUGGUACUCUAAAAUCCAUCAGGCAAUGUAUUUUUGGGAAUCCUAACACUGUGGUUUUCAACAAUUUCUUUAGUUAUGCUUGUGUUCCGGCUAUGCAAAAUCUUCUCUCAGGACCAAUUCAGAGAUUGUGUCUCAGUGAUUCCAUUUGCAGUCAAAGUGCAUGCAUUGUCCAAACCAUAGAUGUUUGCUUUUCUGAAGAAGAAAAACUUUCGAAGGGCCUCCAAAUUCUGCAUGAUACUUUUGAAGAUUCACUGUGCUCCCAUACUUUAAAGGUUUUAUACAUAGUUGGAGGAGAUGGCAAGUCUGCUAAUUUAGUUAAGAUCCUUGAAAGCAAUGGUUAUUCUGUUUCAACUGGCUCCAAUUGUGAUAUUCCAGAUGUCAAUAGCAGCCCUGAUUCAGAUUGUGGAACAAAACCCACAAUCUCCAUGAUAAAUGCAGAGCAAAUCAGCACUGCUGAUUUAGGCAUCUAUGAGAUCGUAAUUUUAACCAAUAUUGUUCUCUCCAUUGACACUUAUGUACAAAUUCUCACAAGAAUGGCUCGGCACACUACCCAUGGUGUUUUGCAUAGCUUUUUGACUGAAGAAGAUGCACUACUUGCUGGAUCAUUGGUUGAAAUUCUUGAACAGUGUGGGCAGGCUGUGCCCGAAGCUCUCAGAACAUUGCAUAUUAGAUCAUCCAUGUUAGAAUCAUGAAAUUUCUUCCUUUCUUUUUUUUUUCUUUUUUUUUUCUCUCUCUUUUUUCGUAACUUUAUAUUCCUCCCCCACCCGAAAGUUUCCUUCCCAUUCCUUCUACAUCCAAAGAUUUCUCAACCAGAAACAAGUGAUUGAAAUUGUCAGUUCAAUAUUUCUGUGCUUGAAUCUCUUGCAAAUGGUGCAAUGAUGAUGGGUUCUACAAUACAAAGCAUUCUUUUUAUUGGUGCUGAAGAAAAUACAGAGAACAGCCUGAAUCAAGUAGAGUCUGGCCAGUGUUACUGAGAACUCCUGAACUGGGAUCCUUGAUCACUGGUAAUGAUAAUUAUCGACACCCAUAAUAAAAAUUCAUUUAGUUGGCUUUUAUUCUUGGUGGAUACCAAACUGCAUAUGUUAGAAAGUUCUGUUUGUUGUAAUUUUGCCACACACAUUUCUUCAUGUUCUGAAAAAUUUUGGUUGACCCUUUCCCUCUAGCUUUGUCAUUUAUUAUGUUUCUUCAAUUUUCAGGUCUAGCAGUAGAGAGCUUGAUGAACUCAAAAAAAAUAGAAAUGAAAAUUCUUAUGGAAAAACUUGUACCUUUUAAGACGAACAUCUGGGUUUUAUCAAGUGUAUGGAUUGAAUUUAGAGGCAAGAUUUUUCCCGAUUUUUAAACUGACA